Molecule: messenger RNA, 2673 nt
Organism: Lachnellula hyalina
Lineage: Eukaryota; Fungi; Ascomycota; Leotiomycetes; Helotiales; Lachnaceae
Gene: dbp7
Product: ATP-dependent RNA helicase
Exons: 2
Coding region: 1-2673 (890 amino acids)
Biological process (GO): ribosome biogenesis
Cellular component (GO): nucleus
Molecular function (GO): ATP binding; nucleic acid binding
Source: RefSeq, a predicted model, not a curated record
AUGCUUGCCCGACUUCAUUGCUGUGAUGGGCCAGAAAAUACCAACAUACUCAAUAUUUCUCGAAAACUAACGAUCAUGGCCGACGAUGGCAUGAUCAUGAACUUUGAGAUAGGAGACUCUCCUCUCCUGUCUAAACCAAUCAUUCAAGGAGGGCGUUGGAAGGACCGUCUAGCAGCAAAGAGGGAGGCUCGUGGACCAAGACCGCAACCCCACGCCCGAGAAAUAUUCAACGAGAGACGGCACGAUGUUGGAGUCGAAGAUUACAUUGGUCCGGGAGCCAACGCAAGGCCACCGAAAAGACAACGGGUUGAAGACGAUUCGGAAAGAAAUGAGAAUUCGGGGAGAAAUGAGAAUACUGCGAGAGUAAUUUCAGGUAAACUUCCGCCUGGCAGUAUAAAUAUAGGAGCCAGACGGGAUACCGCGAUACAAGAGGAGACAAGACCUGCUUUUGUUUCUGGCAAACUACCUCCAGGAAGCAUAAAAAUUGGCGGCGGCUCAAAGAAGUUCGAGGACGACGAGACAAGACCUGCUUUUAUGUCAGGGAAGCUGCCUCCUGGAAGUAUAAAAAUUGGCAGCAGCUCCAAAAAGUUCGGAGACGAGGAUACAAGACCGAACUUUGUACCAGGAAAACAACCGCCUGGAAGCAUUGGCCCUGGUCACAAUAAAGAUACUGGAAAACCAAAUCAGAUUAUCUCGUCACUCUUCACGUUCAACCCCUCGUCAAAGACUACAUUUGAGGAACCCGAAGAAGAGGUUGAACCAGCCAAACCGUCUAAUGCCCCUCUCACCGAUGAGAUGUCUACAUUUGUGAACCUGGGUCUCUCACUACGACUAGCUGCCCAUCUCUCCACUAAGAUGGGGAUGAAAGCACCGACUGCGAUUCAGAAGGCAGCAGUAACUCAGAUGGUGAAGGAUGACAGCGAUACGUUUAUACAAGCGGAAACUGGUUCAGGUAAAACCCUGGCAUACCUAUUGCCCAUUGUGGAGCGAAUCCUGGCAAUGAGCAGCAAGGACGUGCAGGUACAUCGAGAUUCUGGAUUAUUUGCAAUUGUGCUUGCUCCUACGCGAGAGUUAUGCAAGCAGAUAGCUGCCGUUUUGGAGAAGCUUUUAAGAUGUGCGCCCUGGAUUGUGGGCACUACGGUGAUUGGAGGGGAGAGCAAACAGUCGGAGAAAGCCAGACUACGAAAGGGCGUGAAUAUCCUAAUCGCAACUCCUGGAAGACUUGCGGAUCACUUGGACAACACUGAAGUUUUGAAUGUUAGCAAGGUUAGAUGGCUAGUAUUGGAUGAAGGGGAUCGAUUAAUGGAGUUGGGAUUCGAGGAGGAGAUCAAGGGGAUUGUGGAGAAGAUCGGUCGAAGAGCGUUAAAGGUGCCUUCGAUUCAAGGCUUGGACCUCAAGGCCUUGCCAAGUCGAAAGGUGACGGUCCUUUGCUCGGCUACUAUGAAGAUGAAUGUUCAGCGACUCGGAGAAAUUAGUUUGAAGGAUGCGGUUCACAUACAAGCGGAUCCUGCUGAAGUGGACAUCACGAAGGAGAAAACGAGCGACACAGAAACGGAGGAGAAGGUGUUUUCAGCUCCAGCCCAAUUAAAGCAGUCGUAUGCCGUCGUUCCCGCCAAGCUACGACUCGUCACACUUACAGCAAUCCUCAAGCGCGCAUUUGCGAGACGAGGUUCAGUCAUGAAGGCGAUUGUAUUCAUUUCCUGUGCUGAUUCAGUCGACUUUCACUUCUCAUUAUUCAGUCGGCCUCUCGAGGUUUCAGCAGAAGAUGGAGAAGCCCAACCUGAAGUACCGACAAUUACGAAGACGGACUUGACUAAAGACACAGUUGCUCAUGGAACUGCAUUCUCCAGCAAUACAAAUCCCGUCAUCCUCCACAAGUUACACGGCUCAUUGGCUCAAAAUAUUAGAACAGCAACGCUCAAGGCUUUUACUCAAUCUACAGAGCCCUGCGUCUUGGUCUGUACCGAUGUCGCAUCUCGAGGUCUGGAUUUACCAAACGUAGACUAUGUAAUCGAGUACGACCCCCCUUUCAGCGCCGACGACCAUCUUCAUCGUGUCGGGAGAACCGCUCGAGCGGGACGAGAGGGCCGAGCAUUGAUCUUCCUGCUCCCUGGCGAGGAAGAAGAGUAUGUUUCUAUCCUAGCAUCAGGCUACAAGGACGGUAAGAAAUCACUCACCCACCAUACCGCGGAGGAUCUAGUACGAAAAGGGUUCGGUGGUACAGGCAGAGAAUGGGAAGAGCGUGCUACAGAAUGGCAAUUGGAGGUCGAGCGCUGGAGUCAAGACUCACCCAAAUAUCUCGAGAUGGCACGCCGUGGAUAUCAAAGCCAUAUCCGUGCAUAUGCUACUCAUGUAGCAAACGAAAGGCAUAUCUUCAACAUGCAAACUCUCCAUCUAGGACAUCUAGCAAAAGCGUUCGCGCUGAGAGAUAAACCGGGUAGUAUCAAGGUGCCUGGUUUGAGGCCAAACAAGAUGACAAAGGCGGAUAGAAGUGUUGCAGCUAGGAAGGCGAAGAGAGGAGAGGUGGAGGAUAAAGCUCCCGAGGGAGAGAGAGCUAGGAAGCAGAGGAAAUUGGACUUGGAAUUGCCUAGAGCGGAUGACGAUGCUGCAAGGAGGAUGAAGAAGAAGAUGAAAGAGCAUAUGGCUGUCGCGAGCGAGUUCAAUAUCGGAUAA